GUGAAAUACUGGCAGAGUAAGGCCUCUUACUUUUCCUCUGCAAAACGGUAGCUAGCUAACACAAGGGGUGACAUUCGCCUUGUAUGAUUUAGGUUUUUCCCGUUAACGUUGCCUAUCGUUCUGCAAGCAGCACCAUGUUUGCAGUGAGAAACGCUGUCCGACUCGGCUCAAGGUUAUCCAUCCCCACGGUGGCGAGGAGAGGAUGCGCUGGGGCUGCUAUCCCGGUGGACGACGUGGUGAACGGGCUUACCGACGAGCAGAUACAGCUCAGACAGACUGUCCGUAAAUUCUAUGCAGAAAAACUUGCACCUUAUGCUGACGAGAUUGACAAGAGCAAUCAAUUUCCAGGAAUGCGGAAAUUUUGGAAAGAGAUGGGGGAAAUGGGACUGCUUGGGAUCACCGCUCCAGUGGAAUAUGGGGGCACAGGACUGGGCUAUCUAGAUCAUGUCAUUGUCAUGGAAGAAAUAUCACGAGUGUCAGCAGCCAUUGGUCUCAGUUACGGCGCCCACUCUAACCUCUGUGUCAACCAGUUGGUACGCCACGCCAAUGGAAAGCAGAAGGAGAAGUACAUGCCUAAGUUAACGUCAGGAGAGUAUGUCGGAGCUCUGGCCAUGAGCGAGUCCAAUUCAGGCUCUGAUGUCGUAUCCAUGAAACUCAGUGCCAAGAAAAAAGGUGACUACUAUGUUUUGAAUGGAAACAAGUUCUGGAUCACAAAUGGACCAGAGGCUGAUGUCCUUAUUGUUUAUGCCAAGACAGACCCCGAGGCCUAUCAAAAAGGCAUCACAGCUUUCAUUGUUGAAAAGGGGAUGCCAGGGUUUUCUACUGCACAGAAGCUUGACAAACUUGGCAUGAGGGGAUCCAGCACCUGCGAACUCAUCUUUGAAGACUGCAAAAUCCCACAGGAGAACGUCCUUGGUUCACUAAAUAAAGGAGUUUAUGUGCUGAUGAGUGGCCUUGAUCUGGAGAGGCUGGUGCUUGCAUCGGGACCUGUUGGCAUCAUGCAGGCGGUUUUGGACUUCGCUGUUCCCUACCUACACGUCAGAGAAGCAUUCGGACAAAAGAUUGGUCACUUUCAGCUGAUGCAAGGCAAGAUGGCCGACAUGUACACCAGACUGAGCGCCUGUCGGCAGUAUUUGUACAAUGUCGCUCGGGCUUGUGACAGAGGACACUUCAGUGCAAAGGAUUGUGCUGGAGUGAUUCUGUACUGUGCUGAGAACGCCACUCAGGUUGCUCUGGAUGGGAUUCAGUGUCUGGGUGGGAACGGCUAUAUCAACGACUACCCUAUGGGACGAUUUCUACGUGAUGCAAAGCUGUAUGAAAUUGGCGCGGGCACAAGUGAAAUACGUCGGCUCGUCAUUGGACGAGCCUUCAACUCCAUGUUCAAAUAGGCAGGACUGAGAAACAGCAGUUGAUGAUGACUGGAUGAGUGUUUUGCCGUGUCACAGUCACUCACGCACAGAGCCUGAUAUUGUUGGAGUUAUUGCGGCUGUUAGGAUGUGGAGUUUUCAGAAUCGAUGUCACCUUGGAAUUUAAUUCAGAGUAUACAUGAAAUCACACAGAGCUGACACUGUUAUAAGCUGACAAUAUUGAUUUAGUAUGUUGAUUUGAUUUUACUUUUAUUGCAAUAACAAUAAAAUAUAAUUAUUAAAUGUUA
Molecule: messenger RNA, 1654 nt
Organism: Monopterus albus (swamp eel)
Lineage: Eukaryota; Metazoa; Chordata; Actinopteri; Synbranchiformes; Synbranchidae
Gene: ivd
Product: isovaleryl-CoA dehydrogenase
Exons: 12
Coding region: 135-1388 (417 amino acids)
Biological process (GO): L-leucine catabolic process
Cellular component (GO): mitochondrion
Molecular function (GO): 3-methylbutanoyl-CoA dehydrogenase activity; flavin adenine dinucleotide binding
Source: RefSeq, a predicted model, not a curated record